Messenger RNA from Sphaeroforma arctica JP610, 429 nucleotides. RefSeq lists its product as hypothetical. Lineage: Eukaryota; Ichthyosporea; Ichthyophonida. The record is from RefSeq and is a predicted model, not a curated record. The transcript has a single exon. The coding region runs from base 1 to 429 and encodes 142 amino acids.
AUGACUGUAUUCUACCUCCCACUCAACUCCUCAACAGAGGCAAGAGUUGAACAUUACAGGAAUCCUCCUGAGAUCGGCAACUCACAACCAGUUGUCGUUUGGGAUGAUUUCAAUAACAAAGCUAGACUGUAUGGUCACACAUCCACGAACAAUGGAUUCCGCAAAAAGGCGGUAGAGGCCCCUACGCUCGGUGCCUGGCGCCUACAAUACCUCCAUACGGGAGGAUCUAUCGGUACAGAGCACGCGUACCACAGGCCAACAACCCCAGCCUCUCCUCAAACAUACCUUCUUGCGGAUCACGGUAUAUACGAGGACCACAAAUUCGACUCGAUCGUCAGGUGGGCCCAAAUGAACCAGUAUUCCGUCUCGGGCGAGUGCCUCCGUCCCAAUCACCACCCCAGUGUAGCAUCUAGAGACCAGAUUAUUUAA